AUUGAAAGAUAUAUACGACAUGCUGCAACCAUUCUAAAAGAUUUAUUCAACUAAGUUGUGUUAUUACUUAGACGCAAAACAGUAGCAUGCUACAGCCUAUCGUGCUGUACCAAAUAUUCCUCACAAUAUGAGACAUAAAAAACGCGGGGUGCUAAGUGCGCAACUAGGCACUGUUCUCUUCUGGACAGUGCUAGUUAGCGCCUUAGGUCACACCGCCCAAGAGACAUCACCACCUCAGGAUAAGUUCACACUAGAAUCGACAUUAGUAUCAUCAUUAACGUCGGGAUCACCAGGAUUGCCGGUCGCUGCAGCUCUUUCUUCCUCCAAAUCAUCAUCAUCCGCGAGCUCAGCAACCGCCGCCAAGGAUCAUACCGCAUACAUUUUCAAAUUCGAUCAUGCCCUUUACAAUGUGACAAUACCCGAAAAUAGUGUCGGUAAAUCGUACGCCGUACAGCCUCCGAAUGAGGAUCGGUUAGGAAUCAAAAUAAUUCCGAAUUUAGAUGUAAAAUUUCGUAUAGUUAGUGGUGAUCGUGAUAAAUUAUUUAAGGCUGAAGAUCGUUUAGUAGGUGAUUUUGUAUUCUUAGCGAUUCGGACUCGAACCGGUAAUGUGAUCCUGAAUCGUGAAAAAACCGAUGAAUAUCGUUUAGGUAUUAAGGCCGUUGCUACACAAAUGGAACGCAAUGGCAAGCAUUUGUAUGAAUGUGAAACCGUGGUUAGUCUUAAGGUGCUCGAUCGUAACGAUCUUAGUCCGCUAUUUUAUCCUACGGAAUAUUCCAAGACCGUGCCCGAGGAUAUGCCCCUGCAUAAGAGUAUAGUGAAAGUGAUAGCCGAAGAUGCCGAUUUGGGGAUCAAUGGCGAAAUUUAUUAUAGUUUUUUGGAUGAUACCGACUACUUUGCAAUUCAUCCGACCACGGGGGUGAUAUCGUUGACGCGACGGGUAAAGUACGUGGAUCGAUCGAUACAUGAGUUGACAGUGCUGGCAACGGAUCGAGGAAGUAGCACGAGUAAUCGAAUGAGUCAGGCGAGCAAGGCGAAGGUGACGAUAAGGGUGAGACCGGUGAAUCUCUACCCGCCGGACAUCUACGUGCAAACAUUACCCGAAAUUGCCGAAAAUUCCAAUGCAAACAUCUAUGGAAUCGUACGUGUUGCGGACAAGGACGACGGAAUUCAUGGGCAAAUUAAGAGCCUCGACAUAGUUGGUGGUGAUCCUGAUGGGCAUUUUCGCAUUGUGCCAACCGACAGGCCGGGCGAAUACAAAAUUGAGAUACAUCGUCUCCUGGACCGCGAACAAGCACCCCAAGGCUAUAAUUUAACUCUGCGUGCAGUUGAUCGUGGAAUUCCCCCUCAUUCAAGCUAUAAGACUGUUCACGUUCGUUUGGCUGAUAUUAACGAUAAUCCCCCGGUAUUCAAUAGGGAAAUUUACGAGGUUUCCGUGCCGGAAACAUCUCCACCUAACACACCUGUGAUACGACUGAAAGUAACUGAUCGUGAUGAAGGUAAAAAUGCACAGGUCUUCCUUGAAAUUGUGGGCGGCAAUGAGGGCGGCGAAUUUCGAAUAAAUCCUGACACUGGAAUGUUGUAUACGCAAAAACUGCUAGACGCCGAAACCAAGGCAUUUUACACGCUCACAGUAUCUGCCAUUGAUCAGGGGAACAUUGGAAUGAGGAAGCAAUCCUCCGCGAAAGUGAAGAUCAACAUAGAAGAUACUAACGACAACGAUCCCAUCUUCGAGCAUACAAAUCGCACGAUUUGGAUAGAUGAAAAUGAACCACCUGGAACGACAGUGACGAAGGUUACAGCUCGUGAUCGCGACUCAGGGGAGAAUGCCUAUAUCUCGUACAGUAUCGCCAAUCUUAACGACGUACCUUUCGAUAUUGAUCAUUUCUCCGGGGUCGUACGAACAUCGAAACUAAUCGAUUAUGAGAGUAUGAAACGAGAAUACAUUUUGAGUGUGAGGGCCUCGGAUUGGGGAUUGCCCUAUCGGCGCCAAACUGAGAUGGAACUGGUCAUCAGAGUUCGAGAUGUAAAUGAUAAUCGACCCCAGUUUGAGCGGGUUGAUUGCGUGGGUCAUAUUCCACGUUCACUAUCGAUCGGUACGGAAAUUCUCACUCUUUCAGCAAUUGAUUUCGAUUCCGGGAACUACAUAAGCUAUCGGCUGGUGGCUGGGAAUGAAGAUACAUGCUUCAAUCUGGACUCAACAUCGGGGAUCAUAUCGAUCGCUUGCGAUCUGGCUGAUGUGGGACAUGACUAUCGCGAAAUCAAUGUAACAGCCACAGAUGGAACUCACUUUGCCGAUAUUAUGACUAUCCAAAUCUACCUGGUUGAACCCAAGCGACAUCUAAUUGGGAGUUCGAUCUUGGGAAGAUCUAUGACAACCGAGGAUUCAGGGAGUUUUGAGUGUCGUGAUACUGGUGUCGCUCGACGUCAGGCUGAAAUUUUGGCUGCUGCUGAGAAAAAUAACAUGCCCGGAAGGUUGGAUCGGGAACGCGAAGAGAUAGCCAUGACUCCCAGUCGGUACGGAGAAAACGUUCACGCACCAGAGUUCAUAGAUUUUCCACUGGAGUUGAAGAUUAACGAAACGGUCGAGCUUGGUGAAACGGUAGCUUGGAUAAAGGCUCGCGAUCGUGAUCAUGGCUACAAUGGAAAACUGAUCUUCGGAAUAUCCGACGGUGACCACGACUCAGUUUUUCGGCUGGAUCCUGAUACGGGUGAGCUUCAAAUCAUUGGGUACCUUGAUCGAGAACGUCAAGACGAGUACGUCCUAAAUUUAACUGUAUAUGAUCUUGGUAAGCCUCAAAAGUCCUCCUCAAAAGUUCUUCCAAUCACGGUUCUUGACGAGAAUGAUAAUCCACCGAAAUUCGAAAAAUCAUUGGCAAGUUUUCGUGUUACUGAAAAUGCGAUCAAUGGCACGAUCAUAUUUCGAUUGAAUGCAACUGAUGCUGAUCUUGGUGAUAAUGCCAAAGUCACAUAUAGUAUGAUAACAGAUACGAAAGAUUUCGCAGUGGAUCCGAUUACGGGCGUGCUAUACGUGAAUAGCGCGCUUGAUCGGGAGAAGCAGGAGGUGUACGAGUUGAGGCUCCGGGCUACAGAUGGUGGUGGAGAUCCAAAACUGGGAAAGACCGCCUUGCAUUCGGAUGCGAUUGUUCGUGUAACCGUUGAUGAUAUAAACGAUAAUGCCCCGGAGUUCACCCUGUCGGACUAUAAUUUUCGAGUGCGCGAAGAUGUCCCCAAAGGAACUGUCGUCGCGAUCGUCAGUGCAACGGAUCUUGAUGUUGGUCCUGGAGGUGACGUACUAUACUCCCUUUCAGAAGACGGAGUAGAUGAGAAAAUAUUCAAAAUCGACAAAUACUCGGGAACCAUACGGACUCAAAAGUUUCUAGACUAUGAAGAAAGGCAAGUGCAUAGUUUGACCGUGCGUGCUGUUGACCGUGGUACCCCCGCCUUAUCAUCGGAAGUGACCGUGAUUAUUGAUGUGAUUGAUGUGAAUGAGAAUCGUUUUGCACCGGAAUUCGAUGAUUAUGUGCUCAUUGGAAGUGUGGCUGAAAAUCAACCCCCCGACACUCAUGUGAUGAUUGUGACUGCCACCGAUGCCGACGCUGCUGGUCCGGAUUCGAGGAUUACAUACUCGCUGAGAGGUGGAGAUGGGCUUGGAGUAUUUGCAAUAGAUUCUGAGGGAUCCUUACGAACAACAGCAGUCCUCGACAUUGAAACGAAACCCCACUACUGGCUAACAGUUUGUGCUCAGGAUCAAGCGGUGGUGCCAUUGCAUUCCUGCGUCCAGGUCUUUAUCGAAGUAAAAAACGAAAACGAUAACGUUCCUCUAACAGAAAAUGCAGUCUACUACCCCUCCGUACCAGAAGGAAGCCCAUCCGGGGUGAAAGUGCUACAAAUAGUUGCCGAAGAUCGCGAUGUCGACCCGGAUCAGCGUAUUACAUAUCGUAUUACGUCGGGAAAUCCGGAAGGCUUUUUUGCUAUCAACAGUUCAAGCGGUGUUAUAACAACAACGGCAAGGAAAUUGGACCGUGAAAAUCAAUCGGAACACAUAUUGGAGAUCACAGUAGCUGAUAAUGGAAUACCACAAUUGUCCUCGACGACGCGUGUUGUAGUUACUGUGGAGGACGUUAACGAUCAGAAUCCUGAAUUCGACCAGAAGUUCUACAAAGUUCAGAUCCCGGCAACGGCUCAAAUCGAUCAUCCGCUGUUCCAGCAACGUUUAAACAAGCAUCAAUCACAGUCCCAACAACAAGAGUUAGAACAUCGUCUAGAAACCGCACCGUGGGAAACCUUCACGGAUACUGAGUUGGAGGGAUUUAAACCGGUCUUUCGGGUGCUGGCCAUUGAUAACGACGCUGGCGAGAAUGGACGCGUCACCUAUGCGAUAAAGUCGGGAAAAGGAAAGGCAAAGUUUCGUAUACAUCCGGAUACAGGCGUUAUUUAUGCAGCAAAAGUAUUUGAACCGGACACGGAGUAUGAUUUAGCGAUACGGGCCGAGGAUAAUGGACAGCCAAAGCGUUCACAGACUAUUCGAGUUAAUGUUGUAGUCGUGCCAAUUCCAAAGGAGUCCGAACAUCCACCUGUUAUCAAGAUGAUGGACCAGAAAGUUGACGUGACUGAAAAUGAUCGACCAGGAUAUUUUGUGGCGUUGAUCCAGGCCACUGAUGACGAUAAUGAUCAACUUUGGUACGACAUUGUUGAUGGUGAUCCUCGCAAUGAAUUCUACAUCGGCCGCGACAACGGCAACGUUCUCCUGGCCAAAUUUAUCGAUUGGGAAACCCAAAGCCAAUACAAUCUAACGAUCAGCAUCACGGAUGGCGUCCACGUAAUAAAAACUCAACUUAUUGUCAACGUAAUCGACAUAAACGACCAUCGUCCCGAAUUCACGGAGUCCGUAUAUCGCGUCGACAUAUCUGAAAAUAUCGAGGAAGAAUCUGAAAUCCUUCAGUUGCACGCAACCGAUCUGGACGAGGAUAAAAAACUCUUUUACACUUUGCAUGCAGCACGAGAUCCCAUUUCGCUAACGCUAUUCCGAAUCGACUCGCUGACUGGGAAUGUGAUAGUGACGCAACGGUUGGAUCGCGAGGUGAUUGAUGAGCAUGUGCUGAUAGUGAUAGCCAAGGAUCAAGGCACGCCAGCCAAGAGGAAUUACGCGAAAAUCAUUAUAACCGUGCAUGAUCAUAACGACCAUGCUCCGGAGUUCACCAGUAAAAUUGUGCAAGGCAAAGUGUUUGAAACGGCCGCGAUUGGAUCGCAAGUGGUGCAGCUUUACGCGAUCGACCGCGAUAUCGGCAAGAACGCGAAAAUCACAUACUCGAUAGUGAGUGGAAAUAUCGGGAAUGUGUUCGAUAUUGAUCCCAUCAUGGGGAGCAUAACUGUUGCCAAAGAAUUGGAUAUUAACUCCAUGCCGGAGUAUAUGCUGCAAGUGAAGGCCACCGACGCGGGGAGUCCGUCGCUGUCGUCACAGGUUCCAGUACAUAUAAUCGUGGCGAUGGCCGAUAACGAUCCUCCGCGAUUCUUGAAGAAUCAGCCCGCGGCCGAGAUUUAUGAAAACCUACCCAUUGGCAUGUUUGUGAUGCAGGUCGAGGCACGGUCGACUUCGUCCGUGGUGUACGAUAUCAUCAGCGGCAACGAUGGCGAUAUGUUCUUCAUAAAUCCUUCAACUGGAGUGAUAACAACGAAAGAUAAUUUGGAUUAUGAAACUAGCAAAUUCUAUAAUUUAACGAUACAAGCAACAAAUAUGGCAUCAGUAUCGGCAACAUGUUCGGCAGUUAUCCACAUCCUGGACCAAAACGACAAUGUCCCGUACUUUUUGCAGAGCUUCUACCGGGGCGAGAUAUCCGAGUCGGCACAAAUUGCAUCGUUGAUCCUUGCCGUCGAUGACGAUGAUAGCAGCGAUACCGUCGGUCUUCGAGACAGUGUCCUCCGCAAUGCACUAAGGGAGAGCAAUAACAGAACUUUAAAAUCCGGCUCUUCUGGUGCUUCAGUUUCGGCGUUGUCAUCAGGCGGGGGUGCUUCCUCCGGCUCCGCGACUCUACUAUCGUCAGCCAGCAAAAGCCCGCUCGUUAUCAAAGCUUCAGAUGCAGAUUCCGGAUUAAAUGCACUCUUGCAUUACGACAUCGUUGAGUCGUUGCCAAAGCGAUACUUUCACAUCGAUUCAACAACUGGCGCUAUAAAGACCGUGAUGCUGCUGGAUCACGAGAAGAUUCCCGUAUUUGACUUUCAUGUGAAGGUGACUGACUUGGGAAAGCCACGUCUAUCCUCGGAAUCGACGGCAAAAGUUCAAAUAAUGGUAACGGAUGUAAACGAUUGCGCUCCUAUUUUCGAGCAUACCAACUACAACGUUACCCUCCUGCUGCCGACAUAUGCGAAUGUGGUCGUUGUUCAAGUUAAUUCCACUGACCCAGAUAUAUCGGAAAAUGCAACGUUGCGGUAUGACAUCAUCGAAGGCAAUGCCGGCGGUGUAUUUGCAAUCGAUUCGAAGACUGGAGUUAUAACGACCCGUGACGUUGAACGAAUUGGAUCCUCCUACAAGUUACACGUGCGUGCCUCCGAUGGAAAAUACUCCAAGGUAGCUUACGUAAAUAUCCGUGUGGAAACAUCAGAAAAUUCAGGACUAGUUUUCCAACGAUCUAUCUACGAAGGAGCCAUUAGUGAAAACUCUACGAAAAUUACAACGGUUGCAGUUGUCAACGUCCUGGGAACAUCACUCAACGAGCAUGUUGAAUUUCGAAUCCUUAAUCCAACUGACAUGUUCCGAAUCGGCUUGACCUCCGGUGCAAUAGAAACAACAGGGAAGUCCUUCGAUCGCGAAGUUCGGGACAACUAUGAGCUUAUCAUCGAGGCGCGUUCGGCCGGCUCUCCAAAUUCGUAUGAGGAUCAAAAGCCUAGGAUUGCUCACGUUAUAGUGAACGUUACGAUUUUGGAUAUAAACGAUAACUGCCCGAUGUUCGUUAAUUUACCAUACUAUGCUGUGGUGUCAGUGGAUGAUCCUAAAGGUUCAGUGAUUACAAAAGUGCAUGCCGUGGAUUUAGAUAGUUUUGAAAAUGGUGAAGUGCGUUACGAGAUGAAGCGUGGUCAUGGUGAAUUGUUCCGAGUUGACCGGAAGACGGGUGAAGUCACGUUGAAGCAGUCGUUAGAAGGACAUAAUCGAGAUUAUGAGCUGCUGAUAGCAGCUUAUGAUGGAGGGAUUACUCCUUGCUCGACGGAGGUUUCAGUGAAUGUCAAGGUUAUUGACAAAUCUAUGCCCGUAUUCAAUAAACAGUUCUACUCCGAUACUGUUUAUGAGAACAUCGAAGUGUACUCGCCAUUAUCCGUGGCGAUACAGGCGGAUAGUCCAUUAGGCCGAAAGCUAAUCUACACCAUCGUAAAAGGCAACGAAUUGGAAGAGUUCGCUGUUGACUUCAAUACCGAUUCUAUGUAUUUUCCUGCAGCACCUGAUAGUAAGAAUGGUCCGUGCGCUAUAUAUGUUGUCGACGAGUUAGAUUACGAACGAAAACAAAACUACGAACUCAUCAUACGAGCCACCGAUAGUGUAACUGGAGUUUCAGCUGAAGUUCCAGUGUCUAUCCUUGUACAGGAUGUGAACGAUUGUCCACCGGAAAUUGAGCAGGAUAUUUACAAUGUAACAGUAUCGGAAGGAGCUCCAUUCGGGACACCCAUACUCAAGGUUCAUGCCCGGGACAAUGAUACCGGAGAGAAUGCAUUGAUUACGUACACGAUACAAACUGAUUCGGGAAAUACCUCGGAAUACUUUCAUAUGGAUGCUAACGAUGGUGUCCUGUAUUUGAAGAAGGGCUUAGAUCACGAGACGCAGAGUGUUCAUCAUUUCACGUUAGUUGCAACGGAUCAAGGACAGCCAAGCCUAAGUUCAACAGCACAUAUUUGGGUAACAGUAAUUGACAUGAAUGACAACGCACCGAAAUUCGAGCAGCCAUCGUAUAGCUGCGGCCUAUCCCAGCACGCCAAACGGGGACAAUUUGUUACGAUUGUGACGGCCAGCGAUCCUGAUUUCAUCGAUCACGAUAGUUUGAUUUACAAAAUUGCCGAAGGAAAUGAGCUGCAAACAUACGAAAUAGAUGCGAUGACGGGAAUUAUAUCGUUGAUUAAUAUGCAAAAUUUCGCCGAGAAUCACAUGACCGUGCUGAAUGUGAGCGUAACAGAUGGCGUGUACACGAGCUUCACACGCGUGAAAAUUAAUAUAUUGCCGGGAAAUUUACAUAGUCCCACAUUUCCACAUGUUUCCUACGACGUCAAAGUGAAUGAGAAUCAAUUGGCCGGACGGCAUGUAAUGACGGUAACUGCAACUGAUGAUGACUUCGGUGAUUAUGGCAUUGUCACCUAUGACAUUUUCUCGGAUGAGAUUAAGGAAUACUUCACCAUCGAUAAGGACAAGGGAGUAAUCGAAGCGAAAACAUCUUUAGAUCGCGAAGAAAGAAAACUGUACGAAAUACCAGUUAUUGCUACCGAUGGCGGCGGAAAAUCAGGAUUCACAACAGUUCGAGUGAAAAUUGGUGAUGAAAAUGAUAAUGCUCCUGUGUUCCUUUAUAAGGAGUACAAGGCAGUUAUCAAUGGAAAUCAACCGCUCAAUGUUAGUUUCAUGAAGGUGAAAGCCAUCGACGCUGACGACAACCAAAAUGGAAUCGUUCAAUACUCAAUAUUCGAUGCUCAAAAUUCUGGUUUGAAAAACUUGUUCGGCAUUGACAUCGAUACCGGCGCAAUAUUCCUGAAAUCACCCGCUGAGAAGGUCAUCAAUCAACAGUUCCAGUUCUUCAUUCGUGCUCAAGAUGGAGGUGCUAUCCCCCAACAUUCUGACGUGCCCAUCGAUAUCUUCAUUGUCCCAGACCAUCAAAUCUUACCCACAUUCGAGAAAAAGGAACGCAAACUCUUCAUCAGUGAAUCCUCUGCACCUGGAAAUCUUAUAACCAGAGUGAGAUUGGCCGGAAACAUAACAGCAAAGUAUAGAAUUAUUUCGGAAAAUGAGGAGGACCCUCAGUUUUCGAUAAGUAAAGAAGGUGAACUCACUUUGGCUAAGACCCUCGACCGAGAGAAGAAGGAUGUGCAUUAUAUUGGUAUCCUAGCAGAGACAAGCGAUAGACCACCCCUAACGGCCUUAUCCGAGAUAACCCUACAUGUCCAGGAUGAAAAUGACAACACUCCGAUAUUCGAGAGCAAUCCUUACAAUCUGGUCCUGGCUGAGAAUGUGGAUAAAGGAACUUCAAUCAUGAAAGUUACUGCAAGAGAUAGUGAUAGCGGUUCAAAUGGCGAUGUUCGAUAUUUCCUGGCCGAUGACAUUGGGGAUAUCGUCAACAUAUUCGACAUAGACGUGCACAAUGGAUGGAUCACAACUUUAGUUCCACUGGAUCGAGAGAAGCGAAGUGACUAUCGCUUCCAAGUAAUUGGCAGCGAUAAUGGUCAACCCAAACAUGUCAGCAAGACGACAGUACAUAUCAAGCUAAAGGAUUAUAAUGACAGUCCCCCCGUAUUCAAACAACCAAGCUAUGAAGCCUCAGUAAACGAGGAUGCUCUUCCUGGAACCGUACUUCUCCAAAUUUCCGUUAGUGAUCGCGAUACAGAUAUCAAUAACCCAGUCGAAUAUUACAUAAUAUCCGGUGAUCCAAGAUCGCAGUUUCAAGUCCGCCAAACUGGAGAAGUUUACGUUUCUAAACCAUUAGACCGAGAGAAUGUUGCUUUUUACAAUCUCGGAAUCAUAGCGACUGACGGAAAGUUUACAGCCCAAACGAAUAUUUCGGUCAAAGUAAAUGAUGCCAACGAUAACCCACCCUAUUGCCUCAAAUACCGCUAUCGAGCCAGUCUGAACGAAUCUGCUGUUCCUGGUACUUUCGUUGUACAAAUUUUGGCAACUGACGCGGAUGAAGAUCUCAAUGCAAAGCUUCGAUUCUACCUAACUGGAGAAGGUGCUGAUGAUUUCUCCCUAGACAAAGACACUGGAGUACUACGCACAGCUAGACAACUUGACCGCGAAACCCUGUCGAGGUAUACUAUGACUGCUCACGUUCAAGAUCGAGAACAUUUAUCUUGGGAGUGUUCGUCAAUUAUUGAGAUCGUUGUAACGGACCUGAAUGAUAACCCUCCUGAGUUUACGAUGAGCGACUACACAGUCACACUCCCUGAAGACGCAGAGAUUGGUACACUUGCUACUAAGGUCCAUGCGACUGAUAAGGACAUUGGCAUCAACCGUAAAAUACGUUAUUCCUUUAUUGAUUCUGGCAAAGAUCACUUCAGGAUCUCACCCGAUAGUGGAAUUAUAACGCUUGCCAAAGGACUAGAUCGUGAAACUAUUGCAAUUUACAACCUGACUGUCAAGGCUACGGACCAAGGUGUGCCGAAGCUUUCAUCAACAGCUAAACUGAUUGUCAACGUGCAGGACAUCAACGACAACCCUCCAGAAUUUACUUCCAAGCAUUACUUUGCCACUGUUGCUGAAAUGAGCCCUCUGAAUACAGAGGUGAUCACAAUUGUUGCUACAUCGCUUGACACUGGUGUGAAUGCCGAGGUCUACUUCUCGAUCAUUGGUGGAAACGAACAGAAAAAGUUUGCGAUCGACAGAAAUACGGGCAUCGUUACACUCAGUGGGGAACUCGAUUAUGAGAAGACCAAAGACUACUUCCUGACAAUUCAAGCUGUCGAUGGAGGAACGCCUCCUCUGAGCAAUCUCGCGACCCUCAAUAUAUCCGUAACUGAUAGUAAUGACAAUAGUCCGCAGUUCCUUUUAAAUUCCUAUAGUGCUAGAAUACGCGAAGAUGCUCAAAUUGGGGAUAAGAUUCUACAGGUGCGAGCCAUUGAUAUGGAUUCAGAUGAAAAUGCGCGCGUUAGCUACAACAUCGAGCGCGGAGAUAGACUCAACCAAUUCGCGAUAGAUGAAAGUGACGGCUACAUUUCCGUGGCUGGUCCGUUGGACCGCGAAUCUAUUUCAAGUUAUGUCCUGGAAGUCAGGGCUGGAGACCAUGGUACACCUAGUCUGUUUGCGUAUGUGAAUGUAAAUAUCGAAAUAUCUGAUGCUAACGACAACCCACCUUUGUUUACGAAGACAAACUAUACUGCGGUUAUUCAAGAGGACAAGGCGUUAGGAUUCCCCGUGCUGAAGUUCGAAGUGACUGAUCUUGACACAAACCCAAACACAGCCCCGUAUACUUUCGAUUUUCGAAGCGGUAAUGAAGAGGGUGCAUUCCGACUAGAGCAGGAUGGCACCCUACGGACUGCUACACGAUUCAAUCACAAAGUUGUUAAUAAGUACGCCUUGCAGAUUAGGGUGUUCGACAACGGGACGCCGCCUCUAUUUUCAGAUGCUUGGGUCUAUGUGAAAAUCAUUGAAGAAAGCCAGUACCCACCGGUGAUAACACCUCUAGAGAUCUCAAUCAACUCUUAUGAGGACGAAUUCCUUGGCGGAAAAAUUGGUAGAGUUUUUGCAACAGAUCAGGAUCAAUAUGACACACUGAGCUUCGGUCUGGCUCACACUUCGGGAGUGUUGUAUUCCCCGACGAGUCUUUUUAAUAUUUCAAAAGAAGAUGGUACCCUCCAUGCUCUGCCCAACUUAGACGUCGGAGACUAUCGCAUCAAUGUGACGGUUAGUGAUGGGAAAUUCACGACGUUUGCAAUAGUCAAGGUGGCUGUGGAGUUGAUUACCCCAGAGAUGCUUGCAAAUGCUGUGAUCAUCCGUUUCAGCAAAAUCAGCCCUGAAGACUUCAUCCUAAGCCAUAGAAAAGGCUUUAUCCGGUCUAUUAGAUCGGCGAUGCGCACUAGACAAAAGGACGUCGUGAUCAUCUCAGUGCAACCAGUUUCUGACGAAGUGAAUCUCAUCACUCAUCAAAGAAUGCGGCGCUAUUCCAACUCCACAAUGCAGAAAAGGCAAAUCAAGAACGACCUGGAUGUAGUUUUCACUGUGAGGAAGCAACAAGUCAAUCCCGCUGCUGAAGGAUAUUUUUCGACAAAGGAAAUCACGGCAGCAGUCCGAGACCACUUGGAGGAAAUUGAGGAAGCUACGAACUUGCUUAUCGAAGAAGUUGUUCGGACAAAAUGCAAUCAGGGACAAUGCAUCAAUGGAGUCUGUAAGGAUAAGAUUAUCCUUGAUCGAAGUGCAACCCGCACCGUGGCGACAGAUGUAACCAGCUUCGUCUCUCCAAAAUAUCGACAUGUGGAUGAAUGUGAAUGCAAACAAGGCUAUGGGGGCGAGAAAUGCGAGCAGGUGAUCAAUGCAUGUGCAAGCAAUCCGUGCCCUCCGUUCAAAAAUUGUGUACCAGACGAUUAUUUGGAUGGUUUCCGAUGUCUUUGUCCCGAAGGUUUUGCUGGUCCAACAUGUGAUCGAGAUGUUAAAAAAUGCAGUGACGAAAGCUGCUACACACCAAUCAACCCUGUCUCUUUCACAGGCAAGAGCUACGCUCAGUAUAAGAUCGACAAAAUUGUAGCAAAGAAGACUUUAGAGGAUCAGCUGAAAUUCAGCUUGAGGAUUCGAACGGUCCAACAAACUGGCAAUCUCAUGUAUGCUGCAGGAAAAGUCGAUUACAACAUUCUGGAAAUCUCCAAUGGAGUUGUUCAAUACCGAUUCGACCUAGGAUCUGGCGAAGGAAUGAUCAGCGUGACUAGUAUCUACGUAUCGGAUGGAGAAUGGCAUGAGAUUAAACUCGAACGAGAGAGGAACAGCGCCAGGCUCAUAGUAGAUGGGAAGCACGUUGCCCAAGGGAAUGCCCCAGGUGUUAAUGGAAUUUUGAAUCUUCAGUCGAACGACUUCUAUCUAGGAGCUGAAGUUCGGCCACAUCCAUCGGUGCUUGGAUUCGAAGAUAUACAACGUGGAUUCGUUGGUUGCAUGGAUGACAUCCGCUUGGCUAGGGAAUCUGUACCUCUACAUAUGACUGGCAGUAGUACCGUCGCUGUGUUGAAGAGAUUUGCCAACGUGGAAUUCACCUGCGAUGCAGCAACUGUUUUGGUACCCCUAGGAGUAUGUGGAACCCAGCCUUGUUACAAUGGCGGCGUUUGUAAGGACCUCGGUAUUGGCAAUUUCGAGUGCAUGUGCCACCCCAGAUUCGCUGGCCCAUUCUGCACUGAAGAUACCGAUCCUUGUGCCUCGUCACCGUGCCUAUUUGGUGGAAAGUGUCGUAGUGAGGGCCAAGGCAACUAUUCAUGUGAUUGUCCGGCGCGAAUGAGUGGGAAACGGUGCGAUUUUGGACGAUUCUGUUCGCCCAAUCCUUGCCGAAAUGGCGGCGUAUGUGAGGAAGGUGACAAUGGUCCACUGUGCCUAUGUCGUGGUUAUACUGGUUUAACUUGCGAAAUUGAUGUUGACGAAUGCGACAAUCAACCUUGCGGUAAUGGAGCUACAUGCAUAAACGAAGCAGGAAGUUUCCGUUGUAUAUGUCCGCCUGAUUUGACUGGAGCAAGCUGUGGUGAUCCGCUUUAUUCGAAUUCGAUAACGACUAAACUCCGUAAUCUGACAUAUGAUCAAAUAGUGGUGGGAGGCAUUGCUCUCAUUAUUAUCCUAGUGUUUCUAGUGGGUUCGGUUCUGUGUUGUGUAAUGUGUGGUAGGAGAUCUUCCUCGCAUCAUUCGACAAACAUAAAUAAUGAUCCGCAUAAAGACAUAACUCUGAAUUCAGUCUCACCAAGGGAGGAGUACAAGCGAGGAUCGAAACUUAGCAAUCUGGAGAUAACUCAGCGACCAUUGAGUUACACCCCCAGUUCGAAUGAUUCGCCAUAUCCGUGCAAUACUGUGUUUGUAAAUAAUUUAGAUACUUUGCGAAGCUACGGAUCAGCUGGUGAUGAAUUGGAAAAUGUUCCAACUGAGUACCAAAAACUGAAUCGACCCUAUCAGCAUAUCAAUAUCAAUGGGAACACUUCGAGCGAUAAUGAGUCGCUGCACAAGCAGACUUGGUCAGAUCAAAUGAAGACGAUAACAGAUCAAAAGAUCAAUAAUGAUAUGAAGCGCUCAGAUCGACUGGCAACCGUUAAGUCAUCAGGAACAAUGCCAGGACGACUGCUGAACGUGGCGGUCCCAUCAUACCCUUAUGACGAAUCAUUGAAUAUGAACGGUCAAUAUCACUGGGACUGCUCCGACUGGGUUGCGAACGCCUUGCCCGGCAUUACGGAAAUUCCUGGCAGCGAAGUACCUGACUCGUCGAGCUUUCAUAGCAACGAGAGCAAUGAGUCGCACCCGAAAAGCCUUCAUUUACAAUCAAAUUUAGGAUCAAUAGAUCAAGUACGUGGGAUAGAACCGCUCAAUGAAGAGGUUGAAUCGGAGUUCCUCGAAUCGGAGUUCGAAGGGAGUGAGAAGCCUCUAUCAACAUCAUUCGACCCGCUGUCGUCGGUGCCUGGAUUGAAUCGCUUGGACAGCGGGAGUGAGGAAUACAGAUUUAGUACAGUGCCUUUAGUAAUAAAUAAUAAUACAACAGAUAGUUAUGUACGACAUCCAAACAGUUAUUUGCCACGAUAUAGUCAGAGUGAAACGGAUGGGGAAGCUGCACCCUUAACUGGGAGCGACGGGAAAUUGCUGAACAGUCUAGACCGACGACAUGAAACAAGUGAUGACGAUGACGACGACGAUGAUGAUAAUCAACCCUAUGGAUUCCCGAAGCGGCGUAAUCGUCGCGGGCAGACGGAUAUCGACAAGUUAGUGAGGAGUGGAGCCGGAGAGAACAGUUCUUUACUAGAAAGCUACCAUCGUCAGCAACAUGACUGCACCGACAUGGACGAUCGAAUCGGACAAGCUGCAGUCAAUGAUUCCAAUUUCAGUGAUAUUCCACCGCCAUUGCAGCUAAGCAGUACCGGCCAUAGCAGUAGCAGUGCCAGCAGUCUCGCAAAGACCAGAAAAUCACCCUCACUGGGGGCAACUGGAAAAUGGUCAAAAAGUGUUCAUCAAACAGACGUUUGACAGUUAAACUGUAAUUGUACAAAAUUGAUCACAACACCGCGCAUCAGAUAACAUUUAGUAAGAUUUAAGCGAAAAAUCUGCCUUUUUGUUCUCAACUUCGUUUUAACUUACCUGAAAAUGUAUUUGGUUACUCGCGCACUCCAUUUAGACGCACCACAUGUUCCCAGACAUUUCGUUUUAGUAUUUUUUCAAGUUGAUUUAGUCUAAGUUAAUGUUUAUACGACAGCUUUUGCAAUAGGAAGUAUAUUUAAUUGUAGUUGAUCGCAUUUUACAUGGUUCCUGGCUCCAACCCCCGGAACUACGUAAUUUAUGGCAAAUUUCCAAGACUCGGUUCGAGCGAGCCUCCUUGGUGAGUGAUCUUGAAAUAGCUCUACUUAAGGUUAUUUAGUGGUUAGGUUUGAACAAAUACGGCAGUAUUUUGUACGUUUUACUCUUAAUUUGAAUAUGUCGAGCGGUAGCCAUUCAGCCAGGUCACUUGCCACACCCACACUCAGUACAAGUUGCCAUUUUUGGCUCUGAUUCGCAAACGCAUGCUUGAAGAAUGAGACCCUUUUGCGUUCGUCCUGCAGCCAACCCUCAUCGUCUCCGUGUGGUGAAUCCAAACCAACAUUUGAACUACUUAAGGACGAUUUUGAAGUAGGAGACAAACGGAAUGAAACGUAUGAAUGACACCACGAUCUAUUUUCGAUCAAGCGACGAUCAAAGCCAUGAGCACUGAUUAGUAAAAUCUCCUUUAUUAUAUUAUUAUUGUAUUUAUUUUACUACUUAUAUGGAUAAAUGUAAAAAAAUAUUUAAAUAAAUUCGAAAGAGGGAGCCCGACACAUACUUUUAUGUUUUUAGAACGUCGACUGAUGAAGAAAGAUCAACACAACACUAGAGUGCUAGAAUUUUUUAUACUUUUAAGAUUAAGCCUAUACGAGAGUAAAUAGAGAAAAUCAGUAUAUUUAAGAGUAUCUGUACAUUUAAUUGCAAGACAAGACACCCCACACUUACGAUAAAGAUAUUGGAGAAGCGGUUGAGCAUGAUGUUAUCAUGGUUUUCCUUAAUCGUCCCUCCCUCGUUUAGUAAAAGUUGAUGCAUUUUUGCCGGGGCUCGUUGCCUUGAGAGCAGAAAUCCAAGUUGAUUUUUAUUUAUUAGUUGGAUUCCAUUGAUCUGUUUCAUUGCAAUUUUAGUUUUGUCGUUAUUCCCGCUUUUGUAAAAUGUAUACUCCUAGCUUAAUUGUGUUUUUCGAAACCUUGCCUACUUUUGUUAGAUAACCGAAUACUUGCACUACGUUGUUUAAUUAUACUUUCAUUUACUGAAAUAUAUCCGAAAUCAAUUUAUUUUCUUUUGUUUUAUUUUCGCAAUUUUUCUAAGCAUCCCUUCUAGCCCCAUCACCAUGAUUUGUUUACCCCCAACAUUCACAAAUGUUGUUAAUAAAAGACGAAAUCAUCAUAACGUCUAAAUGAAAUUGAAAUUUAUAGAAGAGUAUAAACGGAGAAGUUGAAAAUGAUCUAUUUUUCUAUUCCUGAUUUUAUAUUAAAAAAAAAACAAAACACCUAAUAUACAUACUAAACUAUUGAGUCCCGCGUACUAUCUGGAAAUAAAUACAAUUCCUUAGUCAAAUGAAACCUAGAACCCCGUGUACAUAUUAAACAUUCGAAUAAGGACUAAAUGUGUAGAAGCCACUUUUUCGGUGCACACCAAAGAGCAAAAGAAAAUUUAUUCGCCCCCAACCAAAAAAAGGUGUUUUAUCUCUACACACAACUUCGCGUACUUUUCCAUUCGAAGGGAGCGGAUAUGUCCUUUGAGCAGCCAAAAUGGCUUGUUGAGAUGAGAGAAUAUUUUGCAUUGAAAAUUUAUACAUAUCCAUAGGCAAACGCAUUUAAUCUGUAACGCAAAAUACUCCUCGUCCUAACAGAGACGAAGAAGGCUCACAUCCAUUCAUUGAGAUUAUGCAGUAAGUGUAGAAGAAAUCAUGUCCCUUUCGGAAAAUCGCGAGGUUAUUAAAAUGAAUUUCGAUAAUUGUUCAGAAAAAAAAAGAUAAAAAUGAGAUGAUAGGUAAUAAAUUCAUGAUGAAAUUGAAGACAUGCGAAUAUAGGUACAGUAAACAUACUAAAAAUUGAAUUAAGGAAAAAUACUAUGCAAAAAUGACUUGAAUAUUUAUAGAAAAAUCAAUUGAAAAUAAAUGAAUUAAAAAAUA
Molecule: messenger RNA, 17051 nt
Organism: Hermetia illucens (black soldier fly)
Lineage: Eukaryota; Metazoa; Arthropoda; Insecta; Diptera; Stratiomyidae
Gene: kug
Product: fat-like cadherin-related tumor suppressor homolog
Exons: 26
Coding region: 128-14869 (4913 amino acids)
Biological process (GO): homophilic cell-cell adhesion
Cellular component (GO): cell-cell junction; plasma membrane
Molecular function (GO): calcium ion binding
Source: RefSeq, a predicted model, not a curated record